[Torrubiella] hemipterigena is the source of this 777-nucleotide messenger RNA. The record is from the annotation of a GenBank genome assembly. NCBI's taxonomy places the organism in Eukaryota, Fungi, Ascomycota, Sordariomycetes, Hypocreales, Clavicipitaceae.
AUGGCGUACAAGGGAAUGGUUUCGUUUUGGUGGCUUCCAGUCCUAUCUGCCCUUGUCUGGAUAGGCAUGCUCCUCGGCAUGCUUCUGCACUGGGUCGUUGAUACGCACUCGCGCCACUACCCGUCCAUGCCCGCCAACACACACAUCCCCUUCAUCAGCGAUAUUGGCGCUCAGAAGUUGAAGCCGCUGUUUAUCACGGGCUCUGUCCUUACAACUGUGCUGCUCGAUGCUUCGUUUCUAUCCCAGCGCUGGCUACGGCAUAGUGGUCGUCUGGUACCAAACAGGUCGCUGGGUGAAAAGAUACUGGACAUCUUGACUAUAAUUUUCGGCUUGGUUGGCACAGCCGGACUGAUUUUGCUGUCCAUCUUCGACACAUAUCGCCACAAUAAGCUCCACGACAUUUUCCUCCUGCUCUUUAUUGGUGGUUACUUGAUCUCCGCUGUUUUUAUCUGCUGGGAGUACCAGCGCCUGGGAAUCAAAAAUAGAGAACAUGCCGUCUUGCGCAUUUCUUUCUGGGUCAAGCUUACUUUUAUCCUCGUUGAGCUCGCAUUGGCGGUCGCCUUUGGCGUCUCGUCGCGAACACAUCACCACGAUAUCGCGGCUGUCUUUGAGUGGGUGGUUGCUUUGAUAUUCACAUUUUAUGUCUUGUCUUUUGUCCUCGACCUUUACCCGGCUGUAUGGACGAAAGAGAAGAACAAGAGAUUUGCCAAGCCGGAGACUGGCUCCCCCCGUAAUGAGUCGAUCCUUUCGGAGCAGACACCUGUGUCACAGGUAUAA